Messenger RNA from Phragmites australis (common reed), 4299 nucleotides. RefSeq names its product kinesin-like protein KIN-4C. NCBI's taxonomy places the organism in Eukaryota, Viridiplantae, Streptophyta, Magnoliopsida, Poales, Poaceae. The transcript is spliced from 27 exons. The record is from RefSeq and is a predicted model, not a curated record. Bases 254 to 4021 code for a protein of 1255 amino acids. Gene Ontology annotation, molecular function: microtubule motor activity; ATP binding; microtubule binding. Gene Ontology annotation, biological process: mitotic spindle organization; microtubule-based movement.
GGAGGUCACGCGACAUGCCCUAAUUUUUCGAAAUCCUCCGAGCGGGCGCUUCUCGCUCUCACCCGUUCGGCAUUCCGCCCAUCUCUCUCUCUCCCUCCUCCUCCUCUCCUCCCUUCUCUCUCUUCGAGAGGGCGAUCGAUCCCCAACCCUAACUAAGCUCGCCGCAUCACAAAUCCCCAACCCAAGCGCAGCUCGUCGUUGUAGGUCGUAGAGCGUCGCCAAUCCUCCCAGAUCCGCCGGUUUGAGGGUUCCGAUGGAGAGCUCGGAGGCGGCGGCGAACCAGCAGAAGGACAGCGUGAAGGUGGCCGUCAACAUCAGGCCGCUCAUCACGUUCGAGCUCCAAGACGGCUGCACGGACUGCGUCACCGUCACGCCCGGCGAGCCUCAGGUUCAAAUUGGCCCCCAUGUCUUCACCUUUGAUCACGUCUAUGGAAGCACAGGGACUCCGUCAUCAUUAAUAUUUGAGCAAUGUGUGCAUCAUUUAAUCGACUCAUUAUUCAGCGGAUACAACGCUACUGUCCUAGCGUAUGGCCAGACGGGUUCUGGCAAGACAUAUACGAUGGGUACCAAUUAUAGCGGUGAAGCUAACUGUUUAGGGAUAAUUCCUCAAGUUAUGGAUACAAUAUUCAGAAAAGUUGAUGCCUCAAAGGAUGGCACAGAGUUUUUAAUCAGGGUGUCUUUCAUCGAGAUAUUCAAGGAGGAGGUCUUUGAUUUGCUCGAUGGAAAUCAUGCUGCUCUCAGAAUUGAUUCGGGGUCUGUUGCCAAAGUAUCGGCACCUGCCAGAGUUCCAAUUCAAAUUCGAGAGACUGCGACGGGUGGCAUAACCCUUGCUGGUGUCACGGAGGCUGAGGUAAAAUCAAAAGAAGAAAUGGCAUCAUAUUUGUCACGUGGGUCGUCGUCGCGUGCAACAGCAAGUACAAACAUGAAUAAGCAGUCGAGUCGCUCUCAUGCCAUCUUCACAAUAUGUGUUGAGCAAAAGAGGACAUCUGGUCCAGCAUCUGACAAGUCAGACAUCAGUGACUAUGACAUAUUAUCAUCAAAAUUUCAUCUAGUCGACCUUGCUGGUUCUGAAAGGGCUAAACGGACUGGCGCAGAUGGACUAAGGCUUAAAGAAGGUAUACAUAUAAAUAAAGGUCUUCUAGCUCUUGGCAAUGUUAUAAGUGCAUUAGGUGAUGAAAAGAAGCGGAAAGAAGGAGCAUUUGUCCCAUACCGGGAUAGCAAAUUAACCCGCCUUCUACAGGAUUCUCUAGGAGGAAACAGUAAAACUGUCAUGAUUGCUUGCAUUAGUCCUGCUGAUAUAAAUGCAGAAGAAACCAUAAAUACACUCAAAUAUGCCAAUCGUGCACGCAACAUUCAAAAUAAAGCGGUGGUAAACCGUGACCCAGUUACAGCAGAGAUGCAAAAACUGAGGAGCCAGGUUGAGCAGCUGCAGACUGAACUUCUGUUUUCCCGCAGUGGGAGUGCAGCACUAGAAGAACUUCAGUUGCUGCAAAAAAAAGUCUCUUUACUUGAGCUAAAGAAUUCUGAGCUCAACCAUGAGCUCAAAGAAAGGGAGUUGUCUUGCGAACAGUUGGCAGAACGCGCCUGUGCUGCCCAGCUGGAAAGGGAUCAGUUGAUGUUGAUGCUUGAAUGUGCGCGGAAUGGAAAAUCAUGGGAUGAUAUUAAGAAUGCUGGUAACGACCAAGUUGUGGACCUUAUGAAGAGCUACAUAUCAAAAAUCCAGCGGUUGGAAGGUGAACUGAUGCGGCAAAAGUUCUCCGAUGCAUGCCGAAAUGGUUUACAUGAUCGCCUUGCGGUUGAAAGAGACAUUUUUCUAAAUGGCUUGGGUUCUGGCUGUGAAGUAGGAACACCUGAUGCUUCAAGUGAAGUUGAUGAAGAAGAAAAAGAGAGAGAACAUUCAUCCAUGCAAGACAAACUUGAUAAGGAGCUGCAGGAACUAGAUAAACGACUUCAGCAAAAGGAGGCAGAGAUGAAACAAUUUGCCAAGAGCGACACCUCUGUUCUCAAGCAACAUUACGAGAAGAAGUUACAUGAGCUUGAGCAAGAAAAGAAAGCUCUUCAGAAAGAAAUAGAGAAUCUUAGCCAUGCGUUGACCAAUAUAUCUUCUUCUACGGAUGAGAGUGCACAAAAGCUGAAAGAAAACUAUCUUCAGAAGCUGAAUACACUUGAAUCUCAGGUCUCUGAACUCAAGAAAAAGCAGGAAGCUCAACAACAGCUGCUACGGCAGAAACAGAAAAGUGAUGAGGCAGCUAAGCGUUUACAAGAAGAUAUUCAACGCAUGAAGUCUCAGAAGGUUCAACUUCAACAAAAGAUGAAGCAAGAAUCUGAGCAAUUUAGAUCGUGGAAGGCUGCCCGUGAAAAGGAAGUACUUCAGCUCAAGAAGGAAGGGAGACGAAAUGAAUAUGAGAUGCACAAACUCUUGGCCCUAAAUCAGAGGCAGAAAAUGGUUUUACAGCGGAAAACUGAAGAAGCCGCCGCUGCUGCGAAAAGAUUGAAGGAGUUGCUGGAAGCAAAGAAGUCCACCCGUGACACAUAUGGAGGCACCAGUGGUUCGGGGAUGCAGGCCUUAAUGCGAGCUAUUGAUGAUGAACUUGAAGUUACUAUAAGAGCAUAUGAAUUACGUUCACAUUAUGAGCGACAAAUGCAAGAGAGAGCGGCAAUAUCCAAGGAAAUAGCGAAGCUAAAGGCGGAAGCGAAGCACAAGAUGAGUGACUGUCCUCAAUUUAUGUCUCCAAGCGCUAGAAGUUCUAGGAUAUCGGCACUAGAGAACAUGUUAUCCUCGUCGUCUAGUGCUAUGGUGUCUAUGGCCUCUCAACUGUCAGAAGCAGAGGAGAGGGAGCGUGUAUUCAAUGGUAAGGGUAGAUGGUACCAUGUCAGGUCCUUACCGGAGGCAAAGAACAUAAUGAACUACCUUUUUCAGUUAGUAUCGUCUGCAAGGUGUCAACUACAAGAUAAAGAGGCGAUGUGUAAUGAAAAAGAACUCACCAUAAGUGAACUGAAGGAAAAGGUGGUUGUGCUUAAUAGCGCAAAGAGGCAGUUAGAAACGCAAGUGAAAGAUCUAAGUAACCAAAAUAUACAGCUUUUUACUGCACUGAACAAUGCAAAGAAAUCUGUUACCACUUCAAGGAGUGGUACUGACGUUUCAGAAGAGGGUCAAACUAAUGCCAUGCGUAAGGGGGCUCGAGCUUCGCAGUUUUUCGAUUAUAGUAAGAACAGUUUCAAUUGGUCGGACGAUAUGGACAUAUCAGACUCUGAAAACUCGGAAGAGUUAGAAGAUACGAGUGAGGGAUCUGAUGGAGAAUGGGUAGAGUCGACCAGAAAAACCAGAAGACGCCGGAGAACAGUGUCCGGCCGUUCAAAUCCUAACCUUGGUCGUCAAAAUACACAGGAAAAUGCAGAACCAGAGAAGCCCACCGAUGAAAAGUCCAUUUUGCCAAAAGAUAAUCUUUCUUCACAUGGCUGCUCGUGUUCAAAAUAUUCAUUAUGCAAGACCAAUAAAUGCGAGUGCAGAGGCUCAGGUGGACAAUGCGGUGCAGCAUGUGGUUGUAAGGAUUCCAAAUGUUCCAAUAGGGAGUCUUCUUCAGAUAAUGCGGAAAUCGUGAAUCAGGGAGUCAUGCUUCUCGAGAAUGCUUUCUCUGAGAAGGAAGCGCACGACGCAAAGUCAAGAAAACCGUUGGCUGACAUUGGUAAUAGUGUGGUGAAACAAGCCGCCGAGACAAAGAAGCCGAGGAAAAACUGGCGCAAAUCGACAAUUCAGCUCGUCCCAGACCCUCUCCCGCCCUCCGCGCCGGAGACCACCGAGGCUGCCCCGCGGGACAGAGCUGACAUCCCCCUCAGGCUGCCGAGAGCCAUGUCCUCGGCGCCCGCGGAGAGCAACCCUCCUCUCACGGACCGCAACGCAGCCAAGCCCAACGAGUCCUUGAGCAGCAGCAACAAAGAGAGCACCGGAGCCGCUGCCACGAGGCCGCCGUCUCAGGUGAGAAAGAACGCCGCCACCGAGAAGGAGAACCAGUUGCGAUGAUUCGGUAGCUGCCAUGCAGUCUGCAAUUGUGACAAUGGGGGGAGGCUGCCUCGGCGUCCUUCGUAGAGGCAGGCUAAGACUUUGGAAAUUGGGAGGGGUCCUCUCGGGUUCCUGUGGGAUGAGGUGAUGACGCAUUCUAUCACAAUGUUGUGCCUUGUAUGUGCCUUGGCUAAGGCCGACUGCUUUGACUGGAAUGCAAUGUUUUUGUACUUCGACUGGAAUGCAACGCUUUUGUACAAUGUUCGAUGAGUUGAACAUUGUGGGUUAAGUUAUAUCAA